Messenger RNA from Cylindrotheca closterium, 651 nucleotides. The record is from the annotation of a GenBank genome assembly. NCBI's taxonomy places the organism in Eukaryota, Bacillariophyta, Bacillariophyceae, Bacillariales, Bacillariaceae.
AUGACAGAAGCAUUGGAAGCCAGAGUAAAGGCAUUGGAACAAAAGCGAUAUGGAUGUCCCAAGGGUGUGGAAGUAGACGAGUCAAUUCGCCGCGCCCGAGAACACGUUGAACGUCUGCAGCUGUACUCUAGCAAUUGGAAAUGGGUCCCUGAAAAAUACUACGAUUGGUCUUUGGAACAACGUGCCAAGAUCCUCAAGGCCAAAAGCACACACAUGCUUUGCAAGAGUCUAUUAUUGGAAAACAAAAAAGUGACUGACGAAACUGCUGAUCUCAAGACCAAUCCUAAAUUCUUGAUGGUCAUGAUUCAAUACGAAACUACCUUGGAUGUGAAAAAGUUGACAACAUCCUUGCGAAAACUCCGUCCUGUUGCGGAUCGGUUGGACGAAUCCCAAUUUGACUUGCGUGUGGCAUCUCCUGAAGACAAUGAUCGCAUUACUGGUUACAAAUUCAAUAGUGUGACUCCCUUUGGCCUAAAGGAAAAAGUAAUGAUGGUGAUGAGCAGUGAAAUUGUUCCCUAUGGCUACUUUUGGAUGGGAGGUGGCCAUGUGCACUUGAAAUUGGGCAUGUCGGUCGACGACUUUCAAAAAUUGGGCAAUGUUCACGUUAUGGAUCUGAGCGUUCCUCGUAGUAGUACCGAUCAAGCCCAAUAA